Molecule: messenger RNA, 816 nt
Organism: Trichomonas vaginalis G3
Lineage: Eukaryota; Parabasalia; Trichomonadida; Trichomonadidae
Product: glycosyltransferase family
Exons: 1
Coding region: 1-816 (271 amino acids)
Molecular function (GO): glycosyltransferase activity
Source: RefSeq, a predicted model, not a curated record
AUGUACGUACCUAAAUUCUAUUAUGAUGUUGGAUUUGUUGUAGUAGCACCACCAUCAGGGAAGCAUUUAGCAGAUAAGUAUCUCAGAUAUUUAGGUUUAAGUAAGAGUGUCACUGUUUUAAAUUUUAAUCCUGAAAAAGAACAAGUUUUUGUUGAGAGAUUAUUAGUUGUUACUUCACUCCAUUAUGGAAAUGGAUAUUGCGUAGGCGGACUGCAAAGACUAAGGCAGUUAUUCUAUAAACGAUUUAAUGUCAGAGGAAUUACUCCACAUACAUUUUCUAUUAUUAACAGACCUGACAAAAAACGAAGAAUUAAUAAUAUUGAAGAACUUUAUAAUAACUUAACUUUGCAUGUGCCUACUGAUCCUGGAGAAAAAUGGACUAUAGAACCAAUGAACCCUGAUGAUUUUGCUGAUACUGUGAAAAGAUGGACAAGAAUUAAAUGCUUAGUUGCUCCAGGAGGUUCAUUUUUAUUUAAUGCUAUCGUCAUGCAGCCUCGCACUGGAAUAUUAGUAAUGCUAGGUGAUAUGAGAGAUCUUCCUAAUGUCAAUCUCUGUUCUUCACGGAAUAUUUCUGUUGUUCAAGUUACCCAUAGAUACAUGGGCCACGAUAAUUUUGACCCAACUAUUAAGUGCAAUGUUACACUGAUGGUUUCUGGCUGUAAAGCUCUUUUACAAGUAAUUAGGACCGGCGUAUCUAAUGUUCCUGAAUUCGUUCCUUUUCAAUUUAAACGAUAUCCUGACAUAUUAAAGAAAGAAUUGAUGUUCCUUAAUGGAUCUGGACGACCAAUACUGGAUGAGCCACUGAAUUUCGCAUGA